AUGACGGAGCCCGAGACUCCUCCGCCACAACUUAAGUCGGACCACGUCCAGUCGACGAAACAGAAACGAGCGAGGACCGGAUGUUUGACCUGUCGCAAACGACGCCUCAAAUGCGAUAAAGGGUUGCCGAACUGCCGGAAUUGCCAAAAAUUCAACCGAAAAUGCAAACGAGGCGUCCGUCUAAACUUCAUCGACGUCCACUGCGAGAGGCCCCCGCGCCUGGUCCCGCGGACGCGCGAUUGGAAGGUUUCUUUCCAGGAUGACUCCCGCGACAUUGCCUCCGAAUAUCAAGGCGGUCGGGAGAAGUAUCUUGUCCUCGACCCAGAGCCCAAGCGACAAAAGUUAAGCCUGUCCGAGGUGACUUGCGACUAUACUACGUCUCAGUCAGGCACAUACGUGGCCCCGUAUAGCGAGAGCUUGCUCUCUAAGAAUGAUGUCGAAGGCUCACUCUCAAAUACAGGAGGGUUCACAGAAACAAAUGCCAGCAGCAACUACUCAUUGAAACGAUACCUGGACUGGGACCAAUCUGGGGAUAUUUGGAGUCAAGGAGGGCGACCUGGCAGACGCACCUGGUCACUCUUUGCGGUGUUAGAUAUAAUUGUAUCUACCUUUCAGCUCAACAUUCAAUCCACGGAAGUCUAUGAAGCGACGGACGGCGAAUUUCGACCCAACCUCGAGCGAGGACACUCAGCGGAACGCACAAACAGGUCGGCCUUUGAACAUUUACGCCUCAUGCAUAGUUCUUACCGAGCAGAUGGUCUGCCGCAGUACAUCUCCAAGGAUCAGCAGGGCGACUAUCGAAGGACAUAUGCGACAAAGCAGCUACUUCGCUCUGCUUUAGCAUAUUUCUGGAUAUCGGGUAGACGCUCUUGUGGUUCCAUGAGAUGGCUCAAGACUCUCUGUGAAAUCAAGCUGGUGGAUUCUUUUGGCUAUCACUUCAUCUGUGCGACAAACUCGCAGGUCAAUCUCGAAUUGAACAUCCUCCACAUACGGUGCGUACGGAAAGUUCUAUACUCUCCCACCUUGUUCGAAGUCCCAGAGCGAGAUCUAUGCCACGGAAUCAAACGGGAACUAGCGCAUGCAGAUCAACCUGGCAGACGACAAAAACCUUCAUUUGGCACAUCAUUAGAGCAAGGCGUUCUGCCUACGGGGUUUGUACACAACCGAACCACCCCAUGCAUGGCACAAUUUCAACAAGGGCGCCAUUCAGCGUUAGCGGCUGACGACGGAAGUACCUCAUCCACAAUUGUCGGCACACUGAAGAAUAAGCGGAAACGAGACUCUUCAAGACCUACAUUUCCGUGUCCUUUGUUCCACUUCAACCCUGAUACUUACCCUGAAUGCAAGGGGAGAGCCUACCUAAGCAUUCAUCUUCAAGUCCACAUAGACCCUCAGUCUCGACCUCAAUUACCGGGAAAUGCAGCGCAGAGGGAACCACAAGAAAAAGUUAGUCACCACCAGAUAUCGUUCUCCCGAUACGAUGAAGCUUGGAAUGCCCAAGUGAACACUAGGGGAAUAGACAACAAGCAAGAAAACAUGUAUCGAGUUAAGUUUUGGAGGUUGCUGCCGAUAUAUGCUCGCAUCCCCAUUAACACACGGUACGGGGAGACGCUACUUCCCGAGAGCUAUCGAGGUCAGGAGCGUGAGUUACAAGAAGGACAACAAGCUGAGCUGGAGACUAAUCUCCAACAAAAUCUCCUUGUCAUUGGAGGACCUAUUCAACAUACACCGGCUCAAGGACGGAGGGUUCCCAGUGCUCAAGCCGCAUUCAAUCGAGACUUGGCUCAGGAAGAGACUGCAGUCGCACCUAUUCCACAGAGUCAGUUUGUACCAACCCUGUUGGCUUCGCCCUCUUCUUGCGCAAUAGCUUCCGCCCUCGGCAUGCUGAGUAACGUCGACCGAGGGUCAAGACUCCGGUGUAUUAAUGGCGUUCCCGGCCUACGAAGAUAUACACAAGGCCUUCGGGAGAUCGAGGAAUUCGUCCGCAGCAGUCAGACCCCCGAUCGUAUCUUCGAAUACUUCAUGUGCAUUUCGACAGGUUCAACCGUGGCUGCGCCUAGCCCACCGAUGCAGAAUACGCUUCUGCCAGGCCAUACAAAAUCAUUGAACAUGUUACGAGAAGCCACCAAGUGGCUGAGGGAUGGAUGGCAGGGACUGCAAGGCGACCCUUCCUUGUCUGAUGAUGCCCGACAAUUGAUGGACCAGCUGGGUGGUGCCGCGGACAAUGCCGAAAGCCUCCUCCGCCACAUUGAAAACUCUGAGGACGUCGUCCAGUACUUCGUGCGGCUCGCCAGUCAGCGCCCGGGCGCUCCUGCUCAGCUUGCCUCUCCUUUGGACCCCAGUAUUCCUCCUAGCCCUGUUCCUCUCGUCCCAUCAUUUGUCAACGAGCUGGAUCGUCGAAGACCUUCCACGCCUCCUGCCACGAAUCCACAGACAACCUCGGCAUCCAGUGGUACAUAUCCGCCGACGCCGUUCGAUUCCUCCCUGCUGUUUGAUUCCUCUCUGCGUUUCGCAGCCUUGGGAUCUCAACAAGGGAUUAAUGUGGCUGACACGCUCGACGAGCCACUAGCUUAUUUUAGUCGCGAGCAAGGAGAGCAUUUCGACAAUUCAAUAGGAAAAUCCCAGGAGGGAAACUUCGAGAGUCGUUGUCCUAGCAUGGCAUCGAGUACAGACGUGCGAGAAUGA
Cladophialophora psammophila CBS 110553 is the source of this 2685-nucleotide messenger RNA. RefSeq lists its product as uncharacterized. Gene Ontology annotation, biological process: regulation of DNA-templated transcription. Gene Ontology annotation, molecular function: DNA-binding transcription factor activity, RNA polymerase II-specific; zinc ion binding. The record is from RefSeq and is a predicted model, not a curated record. NCBI's taxonomy places the organism in Eukaryota, Fungi, Ascomycota, Eurotiomycetes, Chaetothyriales, Herpotrichiellaceae. The transcript is spliced from 3 exons. The coding region runs from base 1 to 2685 and encodes 894 amino acids.